AUGACUAAACCAAAGAAAACCAACAAUAUUGUUAGUAUACCAAGAGAAAUUCUUAUAGAUAUAUUAUUAUUACUAAAUUCAAAAUCUUUAUCAAAUCUGUCAAAGACGUGUAAAUUUUUUUACGAAUUUUGUAAAUUGGAUUCUUUUUGGUUAAAGUUCUGCAAAGAAUUUGGUAUUGAUAAACUCGGGAAUUAUCCCAAUUUUCUUACUAUGUAUACAGGGAUAUUGUACAAGUAUGGAUGGUUAAUCGGGUAUUGGGCAGGAAAUAAACCUAUAAACGGUUCUUUAUUAAUUAUUGAAUUUGAUCCAUAUAAAUCAAGUAUAAUAGCAUGGAGAAUAACGGCAACAUCAUUUGAUAAACAUAAUGAAAGUGUAUUAUGGAAACAACAAGAUGACGAUGACGAGUAUGGAAAUGAGCAAACAGGAUUUAUAUCAGAAGAAGAGGAAAUUGAUAAUACGGAUACGGAUGAAGUUGAUACUACGAUUUUUGGUCAAGAAAGUACUAUUGAAAAUCAAAAUUGUUUUUUAUUUGAAGAUGAAAAAUAUUUUAAAUUUUGGACACUCAAUGAUCGUCAAAAAGAGAAGAAAAAAUUUGAUGGCAUUUGGGUUGGUGAUUAUGGAUCACAUGGGAUAGAAUUUAUAUUAUUUAGAGAAGAUGAUAUUAGUGGUUAUCUUAUUGCUACAAAAAUUACUGGUGAUAUUAAUGUUCCUCGUGGUGAAAUUAGUUGGAGAUGUAACUUAAAAGAUCAAGUUAGAAUUUGUGAUGAAAAAGAAUGGAAUGGUAAAGUCUCUUAUCGUGCUAAAACUAAAGUGGCUUUUGAAGGUUUUAGAAAUCCUGAUGAAAUCGAUUCUGAAGUUAUCGUUAUUACUUAUGAUAAAUUAGUGGUUUAUUGGUAUGAUUUAUCCGAAAUGGCUACUUUUGUUAGAGUUUCGUGA
This is a messenger RNA of Funneliformis mosseae, 936 nucleotides long. Lineage: Eukaryota; Fungi; Glomeromycota; Glomeromycetes; Glomerales; Glomeraceae. The record is from the annotation of a GenBank genome assembly.